Messenger RNA from Trifolium pratense (red clover), 1558 nucleotides. RefSeq names its product probable hydroxyacylglutathione hydrolase 2, chloroplastic. Gene Ontology annotation, molecular function: hydroxyacylglutathione hydrolase activity. The transcript has 9 exons. Lineage: Eukaryota; Viridiplantae; Streptophyta; Magnoliopsida; Fabales; Fabaceae. The record is from RefSeq and is a predicted model, not a curated record. Bases 261 to 1202 code for a protein of 313 amino acids.
CGGUGGUAGGAAAGAGAAAAAACAAACAAAGAAAGCAAUUUCAUUUUCAACCAAACAGUAAAAUUAGUGGCAACCCAUUCCGUUAAUUUCUCUUUCCAUUCAAUUCAGAUGCUUUCAAAGGCUUCAACAAUUGCAAUGCCCACUUUUUAUUCCUCUAGGUUUCUCAUGGAACAACAACGCAAUUUGGAUGCUUCUUCUUUAAUUUAUAUACAAAAUUAAUAAAUCCCACUUUUUUUUUGGUUGCAUCUUGAAGAGUAAUUAUGAAGGUAAGAGCUGGGUUUAGUGUGUGGCCUAAUGUGAGGCAACUUUGCUUUAGAAAAGGAGUUUUGUAUGGAUUUAUGCGACUUUUUUCUACUCCAUAUAAAACACUGCGUGGAGGAGCUAGUCGUUCACUCAAAGUGGCUCGGUUUUGCAGUGUUGCGAAUAUGUCUUCCUCUUUGCAGAUUGAAUUGGUACCUUGUCUGAGUGACAAUUAUGCAUACAUUUUACACGAUGUUGAUACGGGCACAGUUGGAGUUGUUGAUCCUUCUGAAGCUUCGCCUGUCAUAGAUGCAUUGAGCAAGAAAAAUCGGAACUUGAAUUACAUACUCAACACUCACCAUCACCAUGAUCACACUGGUGGAAAUGUAGAACUAAAAGCAAGAUAUGGGGCAAUGGUGAUUGGUUCAGGAACUGACAAGGAAAGGAUUCCAGGCAUUGAUAUCCAUUUGAAGGAUGGUGAUAAGUGGAUGUUUGCUGGCCAUGAGGUGCAUGUAAUCGACACACCUGGUCACACUCGAGGUCACAUAAGCUUCUACUUUCCGGGAUCUGGAACAAUCUUUACAGGGGACACUUUGUUCAGCUUAUCAUGCGGCAAACUCUUUGAAGGAAGCCCUGAACAGAUGCAAUCUUCUCUUAGAAAGAUCACGUCUUUACCAGACGAUACAAGUAUAUACUGUGGACACGAGUACACAUUGAAUAAUACAAAGUUUGCAUUGGCGGUAGAACCUGAAAACAAGGCACUUCAAUCCUAUGCUGCCCAUGUGACAAACCUUCGAAGUAAAGGCUUGCCCACGAUUCCAACCACACUGAAGUUAGAAAAGGCUUGCAAUCCAUUUCUUCGUACAUCCAGUGCCCAAAUCCGGAAAUCGUUAAACAUUCCAGUCACAGCAGAUGAUGCAGAAGCCCUGGGGAUCAUCCGGCAAGCAAAGGAUGAUUUUUAGAAUUUUUUUUUUUCCUUUAAAGACUUAUUCUGUAUAGGGUAGGUUGAUGAACUAUGAAACAUUGACACAGACACGACACUGAUACACCAACACUAAUAAUAAUUUGAGAAAACAACAUAAUUGAAUGAAAUUACAUGUGUCGGUGUCGUGUUGGUGUCAGAUACUGUCACAUGUCGAACAUCAAACAUGCCUUCAAUUAGAGGUGUCAUUGCUCCAUAGUUAACGAAUCCGUUUGUGGAAUAAUUUAAUGCUUGAUGCUAUCUUCUCAAUCUGAUUUCUGAAUUUUGUUUUUAAUUCAUUUGGAAGCUAUUGGCAUGACGGGUUUAAAAAUAUGAUUCCCUCAUGUAUGUUUAUCA